Messenger RNA from Saccostrea echinata, 6827 nucleotides. RefSeq lists its product as uncharacterized. The record is from RefSeq and is a predicted model, not a curated record. The transcript has 5 exons. Bases 91 to 3981 code for a protein of 1296 amino acids. Gene Ontology annotation, molecular function: protein binding. NCBI's taxonomy places the organism in Eukaryota, Metazoa, Mollusca, Bivalvia, Ostreida, Ostreidae.
AUUAAAAGCUCGGAAUAUAGGCUACAAACAUUUGCAUCUUUAUCAUUCGGAAUAGCCCUAGAGUAUUUCAGAAUACCAGAAAGGCAUUAAAUGAUUGCUAUGGCCUCCUCCUCUUACGCGUCUACAGAAGAGACGACAAAUGCCUGCAGAGCCUGUCGGCUUCUCUUGGGUCCAUGUACAGAUCAACUACGUGAUGUUUUACUUCACCAUGUACCUCUACUAACAUUCCCACACGUCAUUCAACGAAAGAGGAGUGAUCUUCCUCGUCUGACAGCACCACAAAUGAGUCUUAUUUUACCUAGAGGCAGUAGUUAUACUGGUAACUACAGUGAUAUGGACAUUCCAUUAUUGUACACACUACUUAGAAACAUUUGUAGUAUACCAACACACAGCAAAGGCUGGGGAAAUGAUCCAGAUCCUACAGAUCGAUCUCUCUCUGCCAACAUUGAGAGGAUUCGUAUCGCCAGAAAUCAUUGUGUACAUUCUUCUAGUCCAGUCCUUUCUAAUGCUGAUUUCAAUAUUAUCUGGUCAACUGUCAGAUCAGCAGUUCUGGACCUUGAUUCCUUCCUUAGCAAUGGGAACAAGUUUGAAAGAGAGGUGGACUUUUUGAGAUAUGAGACAAUGGACCCUGUCCGUGACUGUCAUUACAUAGAAGAACUGAGGAAACAGGCUGAAGAAGAUGCAAAAACUAGAGAAAUGUUUCAAGGCCUGCAACGAAAAUUUGAAGAGAGUGAAAUGGAAAUGCUGAAAAUUGUUGAUGAAAUAAAGAAACCAAAGUCUGUAAUCCCUCCAAAUGUCAAAGAUAAUUAUGAAAAAGAGUUCAUACGAUGGAAAGAAGAGGAUGGGGUUUACAGUGAAAGUCACAGUUUCCUUGCAAUGUUGGAUAAAGUCAGACAGCAGUCUUACAUGACAUUUGUGGGUGUCCCAGGAUCCGGAAAAUCGGCAACAAUUCAUCAUAUAGCGCUGAUACUCCAGAGGGAAGGGUAUGAGGUUGUACCAAUUAAAGAUAUCAGGAAGAUUGAAGAUUAUUCUGACUCUCGUCAUCCACAGGUUUUUGUCAUUGAUGAUGUAGUAGGUGUUUUAGGUCUUCAAAAACAAAAGUUAGAGUCAUUGAUAGACUAUGAAAAAAGAAUUUCAGAUCCUUUCAAUAGAAAUACAAAGGUAUUAAUGUCAUGUAGGGAAGUAGUGUUUAAUGAAUGUUACAAAUCAUUUUUCUUAAAUGAAGAAAACACAAUUAAGAUGCAUAGUUCCGAAAAUGCAUUAAACGAUGAAGAUAAGCAAGCAAUCCUUCAGACACACGGCUUGGAUAAAGAUUUGUUGUCCCCUAUAUUACUGAGAGAAGCAUCUGCGAUGUUUCCUCUGUUGUGUAAACUAUACUCAAAAGAGGAGAUAUGUAGAAACAAUGUUGAAAGGUUCUUUACCUGUCCAGCUGAAUGUAUUUUAGAAGAAUUUGAUAAAAUGCAAAAGCAAAAUAGUUUAUGUUAUGCUACAUUGGUCUUGUGCAUGUUAAAUGGCAAUAAACUAUCAAAAGAAAUAUUGAAAAACACGGGGAACAAAGUUUUCUGUGAAAUGAAAUCAAGAGUACUAGAAAGUUGUGAAGUUGAAAGUUACACGGAUGCAUUUAAAUUUGGUAAAGUACUGUCAGUAAUGGAGGGUACAUACACAAAACUCUGUGGCUCUGAGUAUACAUUUAUCCAUGACUCCGUGUUUGAAAUCCUUGCUUAUCAUUAUGGAUGUCAGUUUCCAGAUCUGGUUUUGCAAUAUAUCAGUAGCAGUUAUAUUGCUAACAAAGUGAAAGUACAAGAAGGUGAAAAAGAGUUAGUGAGUGAAAGUAAUCAAUUCAGUGAGGAUGUUAAAUCAAGUGGUGAAGAGUUUGAAGUAUCAGGUAGUGAGAGUAUGGAGUUAUUUGAUCUCUGUAUAAGGUUAAGAGAGGGUCAGUAUCCAAUGUUAGCUAAGCGCUUGUACAGCGAUAUAGAAAAUAUGGAACUGUAUGAUGUUUUCAUGAAUAAUGUUUUAAAACAGACAAAGGUAUGUAAGGCUUUUAUUGAGGAGUUAAAGACAAAGUCCUACACAGAGUUGAAGUCGUUAUUUCUGUCAGAGCAGAAAGACGUGCCUAAGGUAGUGAGUAAAGGAGAGUGUGUAACAGAGGAGAGUGAGGAGAAGAGAGGGGAGUGGUACAGACAGAGGGUGCUGGUGAAUGAGAAUUCUAUAACAGAAACAAAAUCAACAUACAGUGUUAGGGUUAUUAGUUGGGUAGUUUACUACGGACACAAUCAGAUUCUACAAUAUAUUGUAAAACAAACUGAAUUACACAAAGAAACAAUGACUGAACUAUUUUGGAAUUCCUUUAGUCCCAAGUUAUGCUAUGAAACAAAAGAGCGAGAAAAUAACAUUGAAACAAAUAAUACAACAAAUAAUUUAUGUUUAUCGAACACCACUAGUGAUUUAAUAAAUCAAAAACAGGACAAUGGGUGGUUUGUUUCUGAACAUUACCGUUUACUUUUAUUGAGUUGUUAUAGUGGAGAUUUAGAGACUGUAAGAAUACUAAUCAAGUAUAUGUAUGUUGAUUUAAAAACAAACAAGAAACUGCAAUACAAACGUAUGUUAUUUGGUGAACCACUGACAGCAGCAUGUGAGGGUGGACAUAUGAGUGUAGUGAAGGAGCUAUUAGAAGCAGAAGCUGAUAUCAAUCAAGGUCGGUUAACUACACUACUGACUGUAGCAUGUAGGGGUGGACAUAUGAGUGUAGUGAAGGAGCUAAUAAAAGCAGGAGCUGAUAUCAAUCAGCAAGGUGAUUUUGAUACACCACUGACAGCAGCAUGUAGGGGUGAACAUAUGAGUGUUGUGAAGGAGCUAAUAAAAGCGGGAGCUGAUAUCAAUCAACAAGAUGAGUUUGAUACACCACUGACAGCAGCAUGUGCAUAUGGGCAUAUGAGUGUAGUGAAGGAGCUACUGAAGGCUGGAGCUGAUAUCAAUCAAAAAGGUCCCUGUAAUUUACCACUGACAACAGCAUGUACGACUGGACAUAUAAGUUUAGUGAAGGAGCUAAUAAAAGCAGGAGCUGAUAUCAAUCAACAAGGUCAUUUGAAAACACCACUGACGGCAGCAUGUGGUCGUGGACAUAUGAAUGUAGUGAAGGAGCUUUUAGAAGCGGGAGCUGAUAUUAAUAAACCCGAUCGGUUUCAUACAUCACUGAUAGCAGCAUGUAAAGGUGGACAUAUUAGUCAAGUGAAGGAGCUAUUAGAAGUGGGAUCUGAUAUCAAUCAACAAGGUAAGUAUAAUACACCAUUGACAGCAGCAUGUGAGGGUGGAUAUAUGAGUGUAGUGAAGGAGCUAUUAGAAGCAGGAGUUGAUAUCAAUAAACAAGGUGGGUAUGAUACACCACUGACAGCAGCAUGUAAAGGUGGACAUAUGAGUGUAGUGAAGGAGCUAUUAGAAGCAGGAGCUGAUAUUAAUAAACAAGGUGGGUAUGAUACACCACUGACAGCAGCAUGUAAAGGUGGAUAUAUGGGUGUAGUGAAGGAGCUAUUAGAAGCAGGAGCUGAUAUCAAUAAACAAGGUGGGUAUGAUACACCACUGACAGCAGCAUGUAAAGGUGGAUAUAUGAGUGUAGUGAAGGAGCUAUUAGAAGCAGGAGCUGAUAUCAAUAAACAAGGUGAGUAUGAUACACCACUGACAGCAGCAUGUAAAGGUGGACAUAUGAGUGUAGUGAAGGAGCUAUUAGAAGCGGGAGCUGAUAUCGAUCUAAAAGGUGAGUUUUAUGCACCGCUGACAGCAGCAUGUAAGGGUGGACAUAUGAGUGUAGUGAAGAUGCUACUAGAAAUGGGAGCUGAUAUCAAUCAGCUAGGUGAGUAUGAUACACCACUGACAGCAGCAUAUAAGGGAGGUCAAAUGAGUGGAGUGAAGGAGCUUCUAGGGGCAGGAGCUGGUCUCAAUAAACAAAGUACACCACUGUCAGCAUCAUGUCGGCUGGACAUAUGAGUAGCUGCUAAAGGCGCAGACUUAUAUCAAACAGCAAGGUUAGUCAGAUACCUACUCCACUGGUAACAGCGGCUAAGGGUGAGAUGUUAAGAAGAUUUAUUGGAGGUUUAAUAUUUGAAGGAACUGCUACAGGCAGGGGAUAAUUUUCAUUUACAAGAGUUCCUUACUGCACAUCUAAUGGUGGAUAUAUACGGUUGUGAAAGAUAUUCUACAUUGUAGGACUCAUGAUAUUAUAUAAACAUAGGAAAUACUCUUCUAUAGAGAAUAGUUUUUAAUGAAAUUGAGACUGUAAUCUUUACAAAAUAGUUCUAAGUAUCGAUGAUUAAAACUUUGAUUUUUUGUUUACACUGAUUGUUGGACAUAAUUUUUUGUUGGAUGAUUUUAUAGAGAGGACAUUAUUCUCCUGGUUGGGUUGAUGUUAUUGUCAGGGUAAGGUCCAAAGAGUAUGAUUCUGUGCUACUCUAACAUGGUCUGUCUGAUAUAGGUCAAACAAGACGAAUGUUCAGUAAGUUUAGGAUAAGCGAUCUUUCUUUUUUUUUGAAAUCUUUGCAUGUGUCAAAUUAGUGUUAAGUGUAUUAAAGAAUGUGCGAGACAGUAAAAGAGAGAAUGGUGUCUCUGGACAAGGUUAUAAUGACGGUGGAUUUAUUUUAGAUGUCUGGGUUAGACAUAGAAGGUGUGUCGUUUCUAGAGAGGACAUGGUGACAGUUGAAUAAGUUUAGAAAAUCAAAGAUUUGUUUGAAUACCUAAAAGGUUUCUUAGAGGAAAAGAAUACUGAAUAUAUCAAAGAAAGAUGAGAGUUGAUACUCUUUAGAAAAAAGUAACUCCGUAUAGUGUACAUUAAAAUAUUGUGGAAAUAAGAGCAUAUGUCCUGACAUAAUUCUCAAUGUUUCUUAAAGACACUGUUUUCAAUAUAAUGAUUGAAGGGAGGAUAACUGAGAAUUAUCUUCAAUAAGUAGCGCAACAGCAUGAAGUCAUUUAAUUUGCAAUAAACUGGGCGUCAUUUCCUCGAAGAUUUCUCUACCCUCUCUUUUUAAGGUGUCUUAAAAUUUUUAUUUGUUAAUAUGUAUAAGCAGUAAGAUUUGCAUUGCUUCAGAGAGAGGUUGUUUUGAUCAGUCUUAAUUCAGUGUGUGGUGUUGUAAAUUAUAUGAAUUGUACAACACAUCAUGCAAUAAACAUGUUAAGUUGCCGAUUGGCAUGUUGCUUUCUCAUUUACAAAGGAGAUGGGCGAACAUAGCGUGCAGAAAGCCUAUAGCUUCAGAUAUAUAUAAAUCAUGUUCAGUUUGUGAAUUUUGACAAUUAUUACUGUCUCAUUAUUGAAAUUCAAGAAAUUAUGAUAAACAAAACUUUUCUGAGGACAAUUUUCUCGGCAAAAUCUAUUCUUUUAUUAAAAAAAAUUAAUUGGUAUUCGUGGGGUUCGAACCCUAGCAAUAAAAACCCUGAGUAUCAUUUUCUUUCGAGACUAGCACGCUAACCACUAGACUACACAAGUCCUGAUGAAGAGUGGCAUUUAAUUCAUGUUUGUGAUAUGACCCUUGACUUAAUGGACUUCAAGUAUUUCUCGAAAAGAUACGAAUGUUAUGUCAUAAAAGUAUAUUUUUAAGGUAUAGUGGGUCAUUGCUCCAUAUUUUUGGUAACCAAAAAAUGUAUAUUUUUAUGCAAACUUUGAGGAUUAACUUUCAAAAAGGUGGAGCGAAGACCCACUCAUAUCGAAAAAUAGUGCUAUAGUAUGAGAAAAUGACUCUUUUUGCUCGCUUUGGUGUGUGUCUAAUAUUUCACAGGCAAAUAAUUUUACUCUUUGAGGGAUUUUGCAAAUUGUAGAGAUUUUACAUAAAGUAUAUUUUAAUGUUAGACGAAAUAUCAAGGAAAAUUUUGAUAUAAUUGAAAUUUAUUUUUUCAUCUUCAUGUUUGUCACACUAUAGGCUUAUCGCUCGUCAUGUUCACCCAUCUCCUUAAUCGCAAAGGUGAAAUGAUUUCAGUCAGAAAUGUAAUAAUAUUCAUCAUCAUUCAGAGAUUUCAUUGAAUAGGGAAUGCCAUUCUUUACAAAUCAUUAAAUUUUAGCUGUUUAUCCUUGACAUUCAUAGAGAUAAGGAUCCAUUAUUUGAUUCCAUACUUCAAUAUUUUAAACUCUGGAUGUAAUGUGCAAAUUGUUUGGUUGAAAAAUAAGUUAGUAUCAAAUGAGAGUUGCAGCAAAAUUGUGUGAAUGCUCAGUUACAUUUUAUCUUUACGUUUUCUGUAGUCCCCUAUUGUCUUUUUUGGUUUUUCUCUUGAAAUAUUGUUUAUCAAAUGGUAAAUAUGAUGCAUGAUAUAAUAUUGCAUUUGUUUAAAAAAAUGGAUCUUUCAAUUGAAUCAAAGUAGAUUUUUAGAAUAAAUCUUUAAAAGAGUUAAAAGAUUUGGUAUUAUAUAUAUAUAUAUAUUUAUUACAUUUUCAACGGUGAAAUACUGUGAUUUAUUUAUUGAAUAAAAGUGAUAUUCUCUCACAGUAUGAAAGUAUACCAAAAUGAUAUUCUCUCACAGUGUGAAAGGAUAUCAAAGUAAGUCAAAAAUAAUUUCUGGCCUGUCAUAAGAUAGAGAUAGUAACUAAGCAUCUUGAUAGAGCUAAAACUGCAAAUUUCUUCCCAAAUAUGUUGCUAAAAUCCAUGCUAUGUAAUGUUUUCAAUCACACAACUGCUAAGCUACGAUCGACGUCUCAACCGCUCAACUAUGACGUCAAGCCUAUGACACUGUGUUAAGAAAAGACAGAGGCAAAGGGAAAAUCAAAGAAAAUGUAAUAAACAGAAAAUUCAAUGUUUUGUAGAUGAAUAUGGAAUUUAUUUCACGAGUGGGACAGGAUUUUUUUAUAUUUUCAC